Phytophthora infestans T30-4 is the source of this 288-nucleotide messenger RNA. RefSeq lists its product as uncharacterized. Lineage: Eukaryota; Oomycota; Peronosporomycetes; Peronosporales; Peronosporaceae. The record is from RefSeq and is a predicted model, not a curated record. The transcript has a single exon. Bases 1 to 288 code for a protein of 95 amino acids.
AUGGAGCGCAAGAACGACAUUUUGAGCGAGUGGGCAACCAUCGAGCUCUUCAACAUGCCCGAUGCUGGCCCUGAUCAACGCGCUCAGUUUUUCAAAUUUCUGCGUCAAAAUAAACUCUCCGAAAUGAUGAAAAAAUUCGCGGAGUCGAAGCAGAGCGACGACGAGACGAGUGAAACCCACCAGGUUUCUGCUGCUGAAACUAAGAUCCCGGUGGAAUUCAAUCAGGAGUCAAGUGGCGUUGCGAGUGAAUCGCAAGAAAACAGCAUUGCUGAGAUUGCAGAUUUGUGA